AUGCCCCGUGUCGCCGAUGACAUUCAGAAUAUCACCUACAAAGGCGAGCCCGUCAAGUUCUGCACUGCAAUACAUGCAUCUAAUCCUUCGGACUCAUGCAGCACGACUCUGAGUGUCACUCUCGGCUUGGCUCUCGAGAGUGACAGGCGUCUACAGAACGAUUUGAGGGUUGGCUGCCUGGAAGCCUAUAUCAUCGACAGGACCUACCGUCAUGAAGGCUCUGCGAGCCCUGACUGAAUAUCUCGAUCCCUCGAAUUCCCAAAAGGCUACAAAGUUGACAGUCGAUUGCACGCCUGCGCGACAGAGGAAGAGAAUGGGGUGACCGAGACCAAGAAGUGCCUUCGAAAUGUGUAUAAUGCCAAGGGUGAACCAAGAUUGGACGCCAAAGACCUCGAUUCCGACAUCAUCAACUUUGUGUCGUACUUCGAAAUCUUCUCCGAUUUUCGUGGCGGACAAGGCUUUGCGCAGACGGCCAUGAAGGGCUUCUUCGAAGCGAUGAAGAAGCUACCGGCACACUUUGGCCGAUCCAACCUCUUGAUCCUGUCUCCUGCUCCGAUCGUGUCGGCGACGGAAGAGAAGGGUGGAGACCUCACCAAGAUAAGCAACAAGGAGUGGCAAGACAUUUUGGAGAAGAUCAUCGCAUCGUACGAAAAGUCUGGGUUCAAGCUGUGGAAACGCGGUGCCGUGGAUCGCAAAUGGACCAUCUCUGUUAUGGGUUCGUGCUUCCUGUUGGACAACAGCCGACCGCCUCUGCACUUCAACGACUCCAGGCAUUGGACCGAGCUAUCCGAGCGAAAAAGCUUGAAUCGCCAGUAA
Molecule: messenger RNA, 816 nt
Organism: Lecanosticta acicola
Lineage: Eukaryota; Fungi; Ascomycota; Dothideomycetes; Mycosphaerellales; Mycosphaerellaceae
Source: the annotation of a GenBank genome assembly